AUGGAGCCUGAGGAGCACAAGGACCUGGAAACAGUCGUCCGCGACGCUCGGAAGGCGAAGAAGGCUGCUCGCGAGAGCGAGAGCGAGGCAGUGCAAGGUGGGGACGUCGAGGCGUCUGCAGUCCAAGGUCAGCCUGCUGCUGGAUCACAAACUCAGGAGGAAGAAGUUUCCCCUGGGUUCCAAGGUUCGACGGAGGUGAAUUCUGGGUCGCGGAUUCCUGAAGUCCCAGAGGAGCACACCCGCGAGGGUGGUGCUCAGGCGUCUGAGGGAGGCGUCAAUGCGGUCGAGCCCCCGGAGGUGAUUGACUUGGUCUCAUCUUCGGACGAGUCUGUUGUGGAAGUGAAGUCGGAGCCCGUGCGAGCGAAGGAGGAGGCGAAGACUCAGAGUUCCAAGGUGAAUUCUGGGUUCGCACCACCUGAACCCAGAGUUUCAGCGCCAAGUUCGCAAGCGGCACCCAGGAAGACGCCUGAAAGCGACAUCCGGGAAGUUGCUGCGCCUGCUCCGGAAUCGGGAGCAGCGGCGUUGGACGCCGGGAGCAUGGUGCUGUACGUCCGACGUGAAGUUCGACGCUGGGAAGAGGUGAAUCCUGGGAAGGUGACGCCGCCAAGUGUCGUUUAUGAGUGGCCGACUCCGAAACCGGGUGCCAACUCGUACUUCGCGGCCGCGUACGCAACAGGAGACUACCUCAAGUGGCGUUUGUCUCUGGAGAAUCAAGAUGAAGCCUGGAUCUCUGAGUUUCACCUCGCCCGGUGGGGCGUCGGAACUGCUCAGGAUCUCAUGGCGACUACGACUCCCCAGAGUAUCAUGACCACCCGCGAGUGCGUCGCCAUUCUGCAGACUCUGUUCUUCGAAGCCGGAUUUGAGUUUGUCAAUUUGACCCCUGGCUGGUCUUCGACGCGUGUUUCCAGGAUUCCAGAAAGUCUGGUGCGCUCUGUCAUGGAGGAAACCCAGAAUUUCAUCGCUGUGGAACUGGUCGAGUGGAGAUUGGUGAUAGCCGGUGUGCCUUUCAAGAAUUCCACUCCCCUGAAUUCCAUGUCCAAUGGACGUGAUUCUCUGGAGGCGGAAGCCAAGGACGCUACCCCAGGCGCGGUGCCAAGUGUCAUCGGUACCUCGCGCGCUUCGGAUGAGAGUACUGCCUCGGGCGUUCAAACGUCUUAUGGUAGCUCUUCGUCUUCGUCGAUGAUGUCGCUUGGACAACGAGUUGGAGCUCUAGCGCUUGUGGCCCAGAGUGCCGGUGGCUUUGCAGCUGCCGGUGAUCUUGGAUUUCAGGUCACCCGGACAAUCAUCCCGUCGCGUAUUGUGUCAGUCGACCAAGAUGACGUUGAGAUGGCAUCGUCGGUGCACUCUGAUCCAGAGAUCGCACCCAGGAAGGCCGGUCUCCCCAGGAUUUCAGCCACGACUUCCGAGCCGAAACUCAGGGUUUCCGCCCCGAUUGCUGGAUUUGGUGGUCCAAGGGAUGUCAGCGCUGAUGAGCGAAGUCAACACCAGAGCUCUAAGAGCGAGAAUAUCACCUGCGUCGAGCCGCUCGAGUGGAUCCAGGAAUCUUGGAUCCAGGAACUUACGGAUCGCUUGGUCCACGCUGAGAUCGCCCGAGGAGAAGCGGAACGGCGUGCGCAGGACGUGGAGGCUCGCCAGACCCAGAGUUUCACUGAAACUCAGGGGAUGACCCAGAGUAUCACGGAAGCUGUACGUCUUGAGCGUGAGCGCCUGGAUGCCGCCUACGCCGAGCGCUGGCGACGGCACGAAGCCGAAGCCGACUCGGAGCGCGCGCGCUGGGUUUCCGAGACCUACGCCGGUUGGAAGGAACAAAUGUCAACUGUGGAGCAGAAGGUCCAAGAACUUGAGGCGGAGAAAGAACGAGAGCGGGAGGCUUCCGAGAAUAUCCAGCGCUUCCACGCUGGCCAAGUGCGCGACCUUCGGGCAACAUUGGCCCAAGUUCAAGCGCGUCGCGCAACCGUCGCCCCUGAUUUGGCAACAAAUGUGAGGUCGUCAGUGGCUCAGAAUCCUGAAGUUGCAACCCGACCCCAAGAAUCCAGUGGCGUAAUCAACGGAAACGCAAGUGUCACAGGCCAGAGACGGGAGACAGCUGAUCCGAAGAACACUUCCGAAGUCGCCGCCUCCCAGCUAAGAGCGACCCUCGCGCAGACUUCCGCCGACACUUCCGGCAGAAUCGCGCGCGUCAAGCGGGGACAUGGCGCUACGGAGACCAAGGUGACGAAGGAUGUCAAGCUCGAGCCUGUGUCUCUGGGGAAGACGUCGGAUCCCAGGAGAACAGCGACCUCUAAGGCCUCGCAGGACUCUAAAACAGACUCCAAGCGCUCUGCACCCAAGAAACACCAGCAGAAGAAGAAGCGUCAGGAUGUCAAUCCACCCUCGGACUCAGACCCAAGCUCCGAUUCCAGCGACGAUGGCUCGUCCUCUGAGAGUUCGGAUGACAGUUCGGACGGGAACCCUGGGGUUAACCUGACGACGGCCUCUACGGCUCAAGCUGGCACUACGCUCCUGACGUUCAGACCGUACAUCAACUCGAAUACUCUGGGUGGGUUCGAUACUAAGGCGUCACUCAGGGAACGCGUGCGUUGGUGGGGGCGUUUUGCGAACGUGGCGGCUCAGGGAGGUUGGUCUACGAAGAUGCGAAUUCAGGAACUCAAGUUGAAACUCUCGGGAGCUGCGCGUGACUGGUUCAACCAGUUGCCCAAACACACUCAGCGUGACUGGAAGGAGUUGGCGUCUGCAUUCAGGAAGAACUACUGCAAAGCGCGCUCGUCGUACUCUGAACGUUACUUCACGAUGGAGAUGAAGAACUCAGAGAGCGCCCUGGAUUUCUUUUAUCGUCUGAAUUCCGCCGCUGGGAAGGCUGACAUUGACUUUCGCAAGUCUUCGAAGCGUCUGGAGAAACACAUCCGGAGGUUCAUCACGAAACUCAGGGACACGCGCCUCAAGACGUCGCUGCAGGGCCAGAGAUUCAGGAGUAUCGCUGAUCUAGAGUACGCUCUGGAACAGGACGAAGAUGUCUGGAGCCGCAGCGACCAUGAUGCUCCGCCACCCAGAGUUCGUGCAUUCCUCAGGGACGUUUCAAGCAGAAGCGACAAGGACGUGCACGAAGACCCUGAAAUUCACGCGCGUUUCCAGGAAAUCACGGACGAACCCAGAGUUUCAGCCCGACGUGCGAGCGCGAAUUCAGGGUCAACUCGUGAGAUCUCUGGAGAAGAAGCUUCUACGCCUAGCGCUGGGAGUCUGGCGAGUAUGAAGGGUGCCGAGUGGACUCAGACGCUGACGAACGAGGUCUAUCGCGUGAUGGAUAACAUGGGAUGA
This is a messenger RNA of Phytophthora sojae, 3315 nucleotides long. RefSeq lists its product as hypothetical. The transcript is spliced from 5 exons. The record is from RefSeq and is a predicted model, not a curated record. NCBI's taxonomy places the organism in Eukaryota, Oomycota, Peronosporomycetes, Peronosporales, Peronosporaceae. Bases 1 to 3315 code for a protein of 1104 amino acids.